GGCGUGACAGCUUUUCCAUUCGUCCCAUCUCCAAAAUAGUAGUUUCUCGUGGGCAUCGUCCGAAAUUUGGUUGGAUUUUUAACCCUUUUGCCACGUAAAUUGAAUUAGAAUUAGCGUCCGAACCCGGCAAAAUGAUAAUCUACACGAAUGAGGGCAACCCGCUGGGUUUGCAGCUGCUAAUGCUAGCCAAAUUCGCCAAGCGGCCGGUGCAGGUGCAGCUGGUUAACCUAAAUGAUGCCAAGUACAAGGACUUGCUAGUGCUGCCCACUUUGGAGCUGGACCACGGAUUGCGCCUGUUCUCGCCGGCAGCCAUUGCCAAGUACCUUCUCGUGGACGAGGGGCAGCGGCGCGAUGAGUGGCUGGAAUGGUCUGCCACGUUGCUAGCUCCGGCUUUGGCCCACCACAUGGCUGUGGGCCACAAGGCAGAUGCAAACGCGCUGCCCGUGCUGAAUGCCCUGGUCAAGAAGCUGGACGACAGCCUGAAGGUCACUCCCUACCUGGCUGGCGACAAACCCAGCGCAGCCGAUAUCGCCGUUUGGUCGCUUCUAGCUCCAGAUGGCACUCUGAAAGGAGCACAGAACGUGGACAGCUUGAGGGAUUGGUAUGGCAGGGUGAAAGCUCUACCCGAAGUACAGGAAGUUCUGGCCGAACAGCCGCUGAAGGAUCUCACCUUUAAUGCGCUGCAGCAGUCAAAUCGCUACGGUGGCUUGCAUCAUGUACCAUUAAAACGUCUCAGCCUGGCGGAUGCAAGCAAACUGCUUGUGGAUUCCACGCCAACGGUGGCGGAUACGGUUACGGAUGAGGAAAUAAGCGCGGCACAGGCUGCCUUUACCUACACAGCUCCCAAGGAGUUCAAGGAGGAGCGAACUGUUCUUCCUAAACCCGGUGAGCGUAACGUGCUCAUUACUUCGGCGCUUCCCUAUGUCAACAAUGUGCCACAUUUGGGUAACAUCAUUGGUUGUGUUCUGUCUGCGGAUAUCUAUGCCCGUUACUCGCGCUCUGCUGGUUACAACACACUGUUAAUUUGCGGCACGGAUGAGUACGGCACGGCCACCGAAAACAAGGCCCUGGCAGAGAACCUCACUCCCCGUGAGAUCUGCGACAAGUACUUUGAGCUGCACAACGCCAUAUACCGCUGGUUCGGCAUUGGCUUUGAUUACUUCGGUCGUACCACAACCCAAGAGCAAACAGACAUUGUGCAGGAAGCCUUUAAGGAUGUUCUCAAAGCUGGCUACAUAAUCACAGAAAGCGUGGAGCAAUUGCUUUGCCAAAAGUGCGAUCGUUUCCUGGCUGAUCGAUUUGUGGAGGGUACUUGCCCGCAUCCCGGCUGUGGCUAUGAGGACGCCCGUGGUGAUCAGUGCGACAAGUGCGGAAAGCUGGUUAACGCCACUGAGCUCAUCCGUCCCAGAUGUAAGGUGUGCAACAGUGCCCCAGUGCUGCGUUCCUCCGACCAGUUGUUCAUCGAUCUGCCAAAGGCGGAACCACAACUCAAGGACUGGGUUGAUAAGUCAGAAGGCGGAUGGACGCAUAACGCCAAGGUGAUCACAAGGGCGUGGUUGAAGGAAGGUCUCAAGCCGCGUUGCAUUACCCGCGAUCUCAAGUGGGGCAUUCCCGUUCCGCACGAGGGCUUUGAGAAGAAGGUCUUCUACGUCUGGUUCGAUGCUCCAUUUGGAUACGUGUCCAUGACAAAGCGCUACACGAAGGAGUACCAGCAGUGGUGGCAGCCGGCCAAGGGUACAGACGUCGAGCUCUUCCAGUUCAUGGCAAAGGACAACGUGCCGUUCCACUCGGUGGUGUGGCCCAGUGUCCUGCUGGCCAUCAACAAGGGGCAUACACUUGUAUCGCACAUCAUGGCAACCGAGUAUCUGAACUACGAGGACGGCAAGUUCAGCAAGAGUCGAGGUAUUGGCGUAUUUGGCAACGAUGCCCAGGAAACUGGCAUUCCAGCUGAUGUGUGGCGAUUCUACUUGGCCUCUGCGCGACCUGAAGGUCAGGACUCCAGCUUCAGCUGGAAUGAUCUGGCUGCUAGAAACAAUUCCGAGCUGCUGAAUAACUUAGGAAACUUUGUGAACCGCGCCUUGGUCUUCUGCGAAAAGAAUUUCAACAGCACUGUUCCCGAAGUGAUCACCACUCAGGAUGAACUUGUUCUGCUGGCGUUGAUAAACCGAGAGCUGCGUGGCUACAUCAACUCCAUGGAGAAGGCCAAACUUCGGGAUGGCAUUCGUCAUUUGUUGGCCAUUUCCCGACAUGGCAAUGGAUACAUGCAAAGCCAACAGCCGUGGGUGCUACUCAAGGGCACUGAUGACCAAAAGAAGCGAGCAUCUACGAUAAUUGGUCUCUGUGUCAACAUCGCCUGCCUCUUGGCGAAUCUCCUCUUCCCCUACAUGCCAUCAACGGCCAGGACUCUAUUUGGCCAGCUCAACGCGAAACAGACGCCGCUCAAUGCUGAGAAACCACUUAUCACUUUACUGCUCCCCGCUGGUCACAAAAUCGGCAAACCAGCUCCGCUCUUUGCCAAACUGGAGCAGUCCUUCAUCGACGAACUCAAGGGCAAGUAUGGCGGAGCUCAGGACACAAAUGGUGCUGCUAAGAGCCAAACCAGCGCUGCUGAUUUAGAGAAAGCCGUGCAAGAUCAGGCGGAUAAAGUGCGUCAGCUGAAGGCAAGCACCAAGGAUAAGGCCGUUUGGCAACCGGAGGUGACCAAACUGCUGGACCUUAAAAAACAGCUGGAGGAGGCUAAGAAGACUGCAUCGGCCGCCACGCCUGCCACGGCUGCUGCUCCCUCGGGUGGUUCACAAUCAGUUCAGGAUCUGGAGAAGGCUAUCCAGGAGCAGGGCGACAAAGUGCGCAAGCUCAAAGGCAGCACAAAAGACAAAGCCGUGUGGCAGCCGGAGGUAAAAAUCCUGCUGGACCUCAAAAAGCAACUGGAGGCGGCUCAAAAGGCGGCAAAGGCAGCUCCUGCAGCAAACGCAGCUGCUGCUUCCUCGCCCGCCGCCCCGGCUGAUGCUGCUCAAGUGAAGGCAUUGGAAGACAAAAUAGCCCAGCAGGCAGAAAAGGUCAGGACUCUGAAGGCCUCUGGCGAUGCCGCCGUGUGGAAACCCGAAGUUGAUAUUCUGUUGUCCCUCAAAAACCAGCUGGCGGCACUGACUGGAACACCAGCCGCUGGUGGACAGGGCAAGGGAAAGAAGAAGAAGUAAACCUCAUCCUUCCUAACUAAUAAUCACGCUGGACAUUUUUACCUCAACUUUUCUAAGCAGGCAUUCGAUGGCAAAUCCUUAGUCACGGACUGACACAGUUCAAUUCAUCUCCUUUAAGUUUUGCGCGUGCAUUUAACAAACUUUUGUAUUUAUUUGAAGUAUGGCUAAAUAUUCAGUUAGUAAUUUAUUGAGUUUGUGAAAAAAAAAUAAAAAAACCUUGACUUUCAA
Molecule: messenger RNA, 3425 nt
Organism: Drosophila teissieri
Lineage: Eukaryota; Metazoa; Arthropoda; Insecta; Diptera; Drosophilidae
Gene: MetRS
Product: methionine--tRNA ligase, cytoplasmic
Exons: 6
Coding region: 132-3197 (1021 amino acids)
Biological process (GO): methionyl-tRNA aminoacylation
Cellular component (GO): aminoacyl-tRNA synthetase multienzyme complex; cytosol
Molecular function (GO): methionine-tRNA ligase activity; ATP binding
Source: RefSeq, a predicted model, not a curated record